Molecule: messenger RNA, 548 nt
Organism: Syzygium oleosum
Lineage: Eukaryota; Viridiplantae; Streptophyta; Magnoliopsida; Myrtales; Myrtaceae
Product: 40S ribosomal protein S23-2-like
Exons: 2
Biological process (GO): translation
Cellular component (GO): ribosome; cytosolic small ribosomal subunit
Molecular function (GO): structural constituent of ribosome
Source: RefSeq, a predicted model, not a curated record
AGUGGGAUCUCAGAAGUGAAACUUGUCGCUGUGGAUCUAGCUUAUCGUUUGAUUGGAUUCUUCAGUGGCAUUGAAGCCAAGCAACCUAACUCUGCUAUCCGAAAAUGUGCUCGUGUCCAGCUGAUCAAGAAUGGGAAGAUUGCUGCUUUUGUACCCAAUGAUGGUUGCUUGAAUUACAUUGAGGAGAACGAUGAGGUCCUGAUUGCGGGAUUUGGACGGAAGGGCCACGCCGUGGGCGAUAUUCCCGGAGUCAGAUUCAAGGUCGUGAAGGUCUCCGGCGUCUCGCUGCUCGCCCUGUUCAAAGAGAAGAAGGAGAAGCCGAGGUCAUGAGUUGGCCCUGGGAAAGUUCAGUUCCUUCCUCACCAUCCCUGAAUGCAGAACUUCAUUACUGAAAUUUUGACCAGAUACCGUGUAAUUCCCCGACACCUUUCUUUCUUUCAUGUCCUUUGUGGUAGGGGAUCCUAAAUGUGGUGCCCCUGUUCCAACUAUAUAAUUUUAUCUUAUUUAAUUUGUGGCAAAUGAAUCCAUGUGAUACGUUUUCAUCCUUA